AUCCGCUCUCUUUUCCUACUCCAUACAUGCAUUCUCUCAUAUCGAUAUCGAUAUUCGCCUUUUGCUAUUAUUGAGAAUUUUUAACCAUAUAAAGCCCUUCGUGAAUACCCUGUUUUGAGCUCCUCGUGAGGAUAACGCUUUGUCUUCUUAUCUACUAGUGCCGUUUUGUCCGUGCCGUGUGCGUAAGCGAACUUCGCAUCUUUUCCCGCCAUUUCUCACGAGAGAAUUUUUCAACGGCGGUCAUCGUUUGACCAUGAGAUUCCAAUCCCCUCUUAUCGCAGUGGCUUCCGCCCUAUGGGUGCUCUGCCCAUCAGUCCUAGCCCAAGAACCCGCAGCUCCCGCGGAUGCAUCAGGUUCUUUAUCCCUCAACACCGACAAGCCGUUAUGGACAUUUGAGUACCAAACUUCAACCCCCAACCUCGCCAACUGGAUUGGUCUGUACUACAGCGCCGGCGGCGGGCCCGUGGACCAGAAGAAGGGCUCGUCCAAUUCUAUCAAGUGGAAGUGGGCGCCUCACGCCGAGGGCGAUGUGCAGCUUGACUUUGGAAGCCUUGAGCCUGGAAACUACACUGCUUUCUUCCUGGCGAAUGGGGGUUAUACGUGGCUCGCUCCGCCUCUUCAGAUCAUCAAGGGUCGUGAGCUUGAUGGUGAUGUGAAGUUUAUUGUUUCUGAUGUUUCUCUGCCUAAUGCCCGUGUUGGUGAUGGUUACUCGCAUAGCAUCAGAGGCCUCGUCCGUGGUGGAGGCGGCACGAUGAAAUUCUCCAGCGAAGGAUCUAAUGUUGACUGGAUCAAGAUCAGUGCUGAUGGUAUCAUCUCUGGAACACCGACCUCAAGCGCCGACAAGGCCGUCUUCACUGUCCGUGCCACUGGAAGGGAUUCCGCCGCUUCCGGUGUCUUCACCAUCAACGUUGCUGGCUCUGGCAAGGCUCUGCUAAGCCAGCUCAAGGUUCUCACUCUCAACAUGUGGAAUGGCGGUACUAGAGUUACCAGCUACCACGACAAGCAGGUCAAGUUCCUUGCCUCGUCCGGCGCCGAUGUUGUCGGUAUCCAGGAAGACCAACAGGGUCGCCAUGUUCCUCGUCUCGCUGAUGCUCUGGGCUGGUAUCACUGGUCCAGCGGCGGUGAUGUCGGUAUCCUUAGCAAGUACCCCAUCGUCGAGGACUACGGUGUCAUCAGCGGUCCUGCUCGUUCCGGUGGUGUCAAGAUCGCCCUUGAUGGCAAGAACCAGCAGAUCAACUUCUUCGUUGCUCAUCUGGGCUAUACUCCUUACGGACCUUACGACACAUGCUAUGAUCAUUUGCCUGUCGACAAGAUCAUUCAGCGAGAAGCCCAGUCCGGUCGCACUCCUCAAAUGAAGACUACCCUUGAGGGAAUGAAGAGCCAGCUCGACAACGCUGACGAGAUCCCCGUCUUCUUCGUCGGCGACUUCAACGCCCCCUCUCAUCUCGACUACGUCGAUGGUUUGAAGGAGAAGAACUGCGGAUACACCAAUAUCCAAUGGCCUACCUCCAUCCUCCCCAAGGAGAAGGGCCUCAUCGACUCAUUCCGCGUGGCUCAUCCUGACCCCGUCAAGGAGCAGGGUAUCACCUGGUCUCCCAUCUACAUCUGGAACGGCGGCUACCGAAAGCCCGAGCCCCUUGACAGAAUUGACUUUAUUCUUCACAAGGGUAAGGGCCUCAAGGUCACUGACUCUCACACUGUAGUUGUUGGUGAGCCUAAGCCUGAGCCUAACCAUAAGGAUAAUGAGUGGUUCUCUGAUCACGCGGCUGUCUUGACGACUUAUGAGCUUUAGGUCUGGAACCAAGCUACGAAAUCAACUUUGGUGUUACGCCCUAUUUAAAUGACUUGAUGAUAAAUAAGAAUGAAUAAAAAUUUCUUCAACAGAA
Molecule: messenger RNA, 1886 nt
Organism: Fusarium oxysporum Fo47
Lineage: Eukaryota; Fungi; Ascomycota; Sordariomycetes; Hypocreales; Nectriaceae
Product: Endonuclease/exonuclease/phosphatase
Exons: 1
Coding region: 254-1792 (512 amino acids)
Molecular function (GO): catalytic activity
Source: RefSeq, a predicted model, not a curated record